Molecule: messenger RNA, 2263 nt
Organism: Nasonia vitripennis (jewel wasp)
Lineage: Eukaryota; Metazoa; Arthropoda; Insecta; Hymenoptera; Pteromalidae
Gene: Pka-R1
Product: cAMP-dependent protein kinase type I regulatory subunit
Exons: 6
Coding region: 991-2106 (371 amino acids)
Biological process (GO): regulation of protein phosphorylation
Cellular component (GO): cAMP-dependent protein kinase complex
Molecular function (GO): cAMP-dependent protein kinase regulator activity
Source: RefSeq, a predicted model, not a curated record
AGACAAAAGUUACGCCGUCACAAGAACAGAUUUCGUCAUCGAUCAUCAAGAGGCGUAAUCAAUUUUAAAAAAUAAUAACAAAAACGCACGUGAUGAGUGUUCCAUUAUGUCGUCGGCACUUGCCACGCUCAGUCGGAUCUAACCUACAAACUGAUCUUGUGACAGAUGCCUCCCGUCCGGCGCAAGUGACGUUGCAGACCGGCCAUACUUAGAGGUACGACCAUAUAACGUAAAAAUGUCAAGUUUCCCCAACGGACAUAAAAGCAAUAAGUCCCUGAUGAGCCGAAUCAAGCUGCAUCGCAUAAUACAUCCUCAAGAGAGGCCGUAAUCAUGUUUGAUCUGCCCACGGCCGUAAUCCAGCGAUGAAUUAGGCCGAUCGUCCAGUGCUCCAAAAAGAACGCAUCGAGACAACAGGCAUCAUCACACAGAGCAUAUCCAGUACUUAUAGCCGUGACGUAGUCCGCGAGCAGCGAGAGGAGAAAAGAAACACAUAUACCUAUAUAUAUACAGUGCACCGAAUACCUGCGACGCAUGCGCGCGGCUCAGUCGCGGCUGCUCCGCUGUCAUGUCAACAAUCGACUGCGUCUCCUGGUGCGAGUCCCGAGGCCUUUAAAACCACCGCCACAAGCGCAUCGUUCCGAAAGUAGCUCAAUCCUACGUCGCUAGUAAUUGUGUUCACCGGAAAAAAGACCACAGCGUCCUAUACACCGAUCUAACCUAAGUUUUAUACACAUCAGAAUACGAUGAGCAGUAGCAGCAGAUGAGAAGCUGCGCUGCUUCUGGAGGAGGCGGAGGGAGGACUCGCUGGUUGAUGUCGAGCUCCGGGAAAGGAGGAAACCGAAGCAGCAGCAAUUUUAGCGACGAGGCGACCUGCUGACCAAGACGACAAGGUGUGCCUGGAGACGAAAACUCGGCAAAACGGAGGAGCGAGGAGGAGGCGAAGAGAAGAGGCAUUAUUGUAGCAGCAGGAGACAGCCAGCAGCAGCAAACAUGGCGGCGAAUCUCGAGGAGCAGCAGUGCUUGCGCGAGUGCACCGAGUACAUGCAGCGUUCGAAGAUCGUGCCGGUCAUGAAGGACUGCUUCGUCCAGCUAUGCGUCGACCAGCCUGAGAAUCCGGUCUCCUUUCUCAGGGAGUACUUCCAGAAACUCGAGAGGCAAGCGCACGACGCGAAGCAGCAGAUAGCAGCGAGUCCCGAGGACACGGAGGACAUGCCAGCGGGUCAGCAGGGGCCACAGGUGCCCCGACGUCGCGGUGGCAUCUCAGCCGAGCCCGUGACCGAGGAGGACGCGACGAGCUACGUUAAGAAGGUCGUGCCCAAGGACUACAAGACCAUGGCUGCCCUCAGCAAGGCCAUCGCCAAGAACGUCCUCUUCGCCCACCUCGACGAGAACGAGCGCUCCGACAUCUUCGACGCCAUGUUCCCCGUGACGUUUCUUCCCGGCGAGGCCAUUAUUCGCCAAGGUGACGAGGGCGACAACUUCUACGUGAUCGACCAGGGCGAGGUGGAGAUCUUCGUGAACGGCGAACACGUGACGACGAUCGGCGAGGGUGGAAGCUUUGGCGAACUGGCGCUGAUUUACGGAACACCGAGAGCGGCGACGGUCAGGGCCAAGACGGAUGUGAAGCUCUGGGGUAUCGACCGGGACUCCUACAGGCGUAUACUUAUGGGCUCGACCAUCAGGAAGCGGAAGAUGUACGAGGAGUUCCUGUCGAGGGUCUCCAUUCUCGAAUCUCUAGAGAAGUGGGAAAGAUUGACGGUGGCAGACGCGUUGGAGCCAGUGGCGUUCGAAGACGGCGAGACGAUAGUGCGCCAGGGCGAACCCGGCGAGGAUUUUUACAUAAUCGUCGAAGGCACCGCGGUUGUACUGCAGCAGCGCACAGAGUCCGAGGAACCCGCGGAAGUCGGUCGGCUUGGACCCUCGGAUUACUUCGGAGAGAUAGCCCUACUGCUGGACAGGCCAAGGGCAGCGACGGUCGUGACGCGCGGACCUCUCAAGUGCAUCAAGUUGGACAGGGCACGUUUCGAGCGUGUCCUCGGGCCUUGCGCCGACAUCCUCAAGCGCAACAUCACUCAGUACAACAGCUUCGUCUCGCUAUCAGUCUAAGCUAAACCAAACACACAUACACGUACACUCAUAUACAAGCCGUAAAUCGCCGUCGUGGACACGGAUUAACGAAGAGACAACAAGAACAACAAACUAAAAGAAACAAUAAAUAAGAAAAGACAGACAAUUAUUACACGUAAAGAAAAGAAAGAAAAAA